Molecule: messenger RNA, 1635 nt
Organism: Euleptes europaea (tarantolino)
Lineage: Eukaryota; Metazoa; Chordata; Lepidosauria; Squamata; Sphaerodactylidae
Product: zinc finger protein 883-like
Exons: 6
Coding region: 1-1635 (544 amino acids)
Biological process (GO): regulation of transcription by RNA polymerase II
Cellular component (GO): nucleus
Molecular function (GO): RNA polymerase II cis-regulatory region sequence-specific DNA binding; DNA-binding transcription activator activity, RNA polymerase II-specific
Source: RefSeq, a predicted model, not a curated record
AUGCAGUUCAUCCGGCCCCGGAAAUUUGAAUUCAUUGAGAGUAGCCAGGGCCCCAUAUCCUUUGAGGAGGUGGCUGUGUAUUUCACGGAGGAGGAGUGGGCUCUCCUGGAUCAUGAUCAGAGAGCUCUUUACAGGGAAGUGAUGCUGGAGAACAAUGAGAUUGUGGCCUUUCUGGGAUCUUGGUUCUGCAAACCUGACCUCAUUUCUAGGUUGGAAGAAGUGAAGGAGAUGUUUGCCCAAUAUUCUGAGGACAUGAGCUCAACAGAAGACUCAAUUGUGAGAAUGAUGAAGGUGGAGAGGUUUUCUCAGGAAGGGCUGGCUUCCAAAGACACACUGGACUGUUCCUUAGAACGAUAUCUGGAGACCCCGACAGAGCUGACUGAGAGAGAAGAAAGAAAACCAAGUGGAUUCUUCCUGGGAAACAAAGAGGAUUUGGCAGCUGAAGAAAAAAAAGCUGGGAAUCCAGAAAGACCAAAGAGUAUGCAGAGAAGGAAGAAUGAAGGAAGCAGUCAGAGCGGAAAACUUACUUUUCACCAAAGGAUUCACACUAGGGAAAAACCAUACACAUGCUUGGAGUGUGGAAAGAGCUUCCGUAGGAAUGACAAGCUAGCUUGUCAUCAACGGUUACACACAGGGGAGAAACCAUAUAAAUGCUUGGAGUGUGGAAAGAGCUUCACUGCAAGAAGCAAUCUUACUAGUCACCAAAUGAUUCAUAUGGAGGAGAAACCGUACGAAUGCCUGGAGUGUGGGAAGAGUUUCUGUCAUAAAUGUGACCUUACUUCUCACCAAAGAAGUCACACUGGGGAGAAACCAUAUAACUGUUUGGACUGUGGAAAAAGUUUCAGUCACAGAUCAAGCCUUAGUCGGCACCACAGAAUGCAUACAGGGGAGAAACCGUAUGAAUGCCUGGAGUGUGGAAAGAGUUUCCGUAACAGAAAAAGCCUUACUUAUCACCAAAGAAGUCACACAGGGGAGAAACCAUGUAACUGUUUGGACUGUGGAAAGAGUUUCAGUCACAGAUCAAGCCUUAGUCAAUACGACAGAAUGUAUACAGGACAGAAACCAUAUAACUGUUUGGACUGUGGAAAGAGUUUCAGUCGAAGUUCAACCCUUAGUCAGCACCACAGAACGCAUACAGGGGAGAAACCAUAUAACUGUUUGGACUGUGGAAAGAGUUUCAGUCAAAGUUCAACCCUUCGUCAGCACCACAGAACGCAUACAGGGGAGAAACCAUAUAACUGUUUGGACUGUGGAAAGAGUUUCAGUCAAAGUUCAAGUCUUAGUCAUCACCAAAGACGUCACACAGGAGAGAAACCAUAUAACUGUUUGGACUGUGGAAAGAGUUUCAGUCGACGAUCAAGCCUUAGUCGGCACCACAGAACGCAUACAGGGGAGAAACUAUAUAAGUGCAUGGAAUGUGGAAAGAGCUUCAGUACAGGCCGAACCCUCAGUUCGCAUCAAAGGGUUCACGCUGGGGAUAAACCAUCUGCACAUUGCAGUAGACAACUUGGGCCACCGGACUGGGCCAGCCCACUCCCUGAGGAGAAGAGAUUCCUGACCAAACCCGUGAUCAAAGACGAGCAAGUGCUGCUGUUGAGCAUGAGUGGAGGAGGCCAGAAAGAAUGGCAGAAGUGA